AUGAAUUUUCUUACGAAAAAAAAGAUUAUAGUUGCUUAUUACAUAUAUAGGAAAAAGAAAAUAGAAAAAAAAAGGGAAGUAAGGUUUUGGAUACAUCCGAUUUUAGAAAAAAGGGAGGAAUAUGGCGCGUUUCAUACACUUGUCAAGAAUCAAUUGAGAGAAGAUGAAGACAAGUUUUACAAUUAUUUUAGAAUGCAGAAAACUACAUUCGACAACUUGCUCCAAAAAUUAUCCCAGGAACUAAAACAUCAAGAUACUUUUAUGCGAGAGAGUAUAUCGCCCGCAGAAAGAUUGGCUGUAACUCUGAGGUAUCUAGCAACAGGAGAUACCUUUACUGACCUAUACUACAGCUAUAGAAUUGGAAUAAAAACCAUAAGUUGCAUCGUACGUGAAGUAUGCCACUACAUUUGGUUAGAACUGUGUAAAGAAUAUAUGAAAAUGCCAUCUAAAGAAGACUGGCUACACAUUGCAAGCAAAUUUCAAGAAUCUUCCAACUUCCCGCUGUGCUUAGGAGCGGUCGAUGGAAAACACAUCAGACUUAUUAAGCCAAUUGAUAGUGGCUCGAUGUUUUUAAAUUACAAACAUUUUUUUUCUAUAGUUUUGAUGGCAGUAGUAGAUAGCGAUUACAACUUUAUAUUUGUUGACGUUGGCGCCUACGGAAAGGAGUGUGAUUCCAGUGUGUUUAAAGAGACCCCAUUUUGGAAAAAUUUAACAAACAACGGAUUAAAUCUACCCGAUGCAACACGUUUGCCUGGAAUUGACUACGAUUUGCCAUAUGUGUUCGUUGCGGACGAAGCCUUUGCUUUGCAUUAUCACUUGCUUCGUCCAUUUGGUGGUCAUCAGCUUGAUCAAUUAAAACGUACAUUUAACUACAGACUCACCAGAGCGCGAAGAUUUGUUGAAUGUGCGUUUGGCAUUUUAUCCAAUAAAUCGACACCAGCAAUUUAUACUGCGCUAACUCAAAAAGCGUACUUUACAGUAGAGGCGUUUAAAGGGAAAAACGUGAUAACUUUUACAUUAAUUAAGAUACUUUUUUGAAAUUUGGUAUGCUUAAUAUUUAAUUUAUUCAUUGUAAUAUCUCAUAUUUAUAUUUCCUUAAUUAUUUCUAUUUUUUGAUUUAGCGCAAGUUAGCCGUAUAUAAACGUAAUUCAUCAAAACAAUGUUACAUCUUAUACACGUCUAACUUAUGUUAGCGUAGUGUAGUACGGGACGUCGUAGUGAAUGAUCAAUCAUCUGGUGCAUAUUUCAAUAUUUUAUAAAGAACAUGUACUUACUUACAAAAAGAAUAGUCAACGUACCAUUAAUAAACUAAUUAAUACGUUAACACAUAAGUAUUUACUAUGUAAAAGUCGCUAAGUCGUUCAUUUUACAAACGAACAAGUAUACACACGAACGCACUAAACUGCGCUAACUAUGAGUUAGUGCAGUG
Molecule: messenger RNA, 1429 nt
Organism: Spodoptera frugiperda (fall armyworm)
Lineage: Eukaryota; Metazoa; Arthropoda; Insecta; Lepidoptera; Noctuidae
Exons: 2
Coding region: 1-1038 (345 amino acids)
Source: RefSeq, a predicted model, not a curated record